CAAUGUUACAACUAAAAUAAACGGCGGUAUUUAGAAGGUAGUGGAGCUAUGACACUUGUUUGUGUAGGUUAUAACGAUUUUCACAUGUGUCAUCCCGAAAAUAGUCGUCUCUGGAAGAAAUCAUCAGUUGCUGUUGCAUCAUGUCAGCUGCUAAAGACAUUUACAAUUUUAGUGCAAUACAAAAGAGAGGGAACACGGAGAGUAUCACACCUCAUAAAGUAGCCGUCGUGCUUCUGGUACGGGAGUUUUGUCUGCUGAAAGUAAAAGCCCGACCAGAGAGACUGAUGGAUGAAGGCAACUUUUACUCAGUGAAACCAUCCCACCGCAGAGACUUCUGCAUGUUAAUACUGAAACUGAUCCAGGGUCCUGAUUUGGAGCUGAUGGUUUUCAAAAAGCUACUCACAGAGGGGAGAUACUCACUACUUCCUUCACUUUAUCGGAGCUUUGAAAAUGAUUUACUGGAAAUUUACAAGAAGGGAGUUGGCAGCAUAUUAGAUUUAAUAAGUAGUGUAGGUCGGUUGAUGCUACAACCUUCUGUUAUGAUGCCAGUUGUGAACAAGAGCAGUGUAAUUGGGCUUUACUUGAGACGCAUCAUAUUGCACUUUGAGAAACUUUCAUUCUCCCAGGUUGUAUCAGUCUACCAGGUGUUCAAGGAGUAUUGUCAAGGAGCAUUUUCUGGCCGACUGACUGUAGAAAGUAUAGACAGCUCUGUCUCUUGUCAGACAACUUUUGAUACUCCUGUGACCCCUCUCGGUACUAAAGGACCUAGAGCAAAUUUUGAGGACAUAAGCCUCAAGGAUAUUGGGUCCAUGAACAGUGUUUACUGGUCACGCAGACAAGCUGAGCUCUUCAUUGCACAGCAGGCAUCGCUUAUGCAGAAUAAUGAGACAGCAGCACUUUCCCCAUCUCGCCUGCAGGAACAGAUUAGAAAGCUACUGCAGACUAAUCCGGACUAUGCAGAAGCGCAUUAUUUGAGUUACCUGAACUGUGCCCGAGUGAAUGAAUUUUGUGGAGCUGUUGAUAGUUUGUUUCAUUGCUUUGACAGAAAUACCAAUACAAAUGAUAGCAAAACAAAUAAUCAAGAUGAGAAAAACAGAGGAUUCAGAUUUGCUGCUCUGAAUUUAACCAUACUCUACGCACACUUUGGCUAUAGGAAAGAGGCACUGUCAGCACUAAAGGAAGCAAUUAUGUUAGCUCAGGAGGCUAAUGAUAAUAUUUGUCUACAACAUGCUCUUGCUUGGCUCUACAAUUUGAGUGAUGAAAAUAAGGAUAUUUUAAUAGCACGAUCUAUAGCAAAAAGUAGUGACUUGUCUCUGAGUUACCUAACAUCACUUGGCAUCCAGUCAUUUGCCCAAUAUGCAGCAGUCACUGCUGGGAAACCCUCUUUGGUUUUUGAACUACUCAUGAAAAGUGAUGUCCUGAACUAUCAACAUUCAAUCAUUGAUUUAAUAGCAAACAGCUAUGCACAGAAAGCUGGACUUUGGUGUCUUUAUGGUAAAACUGAAAUGACACUAAUUUCAAGCCAGCUUCUUUUACAUCUGAAUAUGUCUCAUCCAGCCCAAGGCGUUCAGUCUUACAGUGGUGAAGGCACAUGUUUGGCAGUCUGCAAUGUCAUAAAUUUUCUCACAGAACAGGGAGAGUAUAAUGUUGCAACAUUACUACUCGAUUUUGCCCGUGAAAAUUUUCCGCAUGAGCCAAUAUCUCAUGCAUGGAUAUUUUCAGAACAAAUUUUAACUUUCACACGAGCAAUGCACACAGGGAAAUGGCAGGAAGCUGAACAGGCUGUUUCUCAAUUAGAAGCAGUAAAUAAAUGGGAAAGCAGACUAAGGAGGGCAGAACUCCUAGUUGCAAGAGGAGAUCUGCCAACAGCUAGCAGAUGGUUGUCACAUGUUUUAGAACAACCACUACUAACAUCAGACUUUGAUGAGCCUCGUAGCUGCCCUGCACUCAAAGUUCGUGCAUUGAUUCUGGCUGCUGAGCUGCAGCCACCAGCAACAGCACUUUCUCUAUUGUCUCAAGCAGCUACAUCUGCACAAGUGCAUUACCUGUCAUAUCACUCUGCAAUCAUUGCUUUGCAUCUCGCUAAUCUUCAGUUGCAGAUGGCUUUGCCUUCUUUGGCACUUAAAUUAAUUGAUGAAGCGCUACCAGUUGUUGUUGCUCACGGAGGUUGUUAUGACCAAGCCAGGGGUCUUCUGCUACAUGCCAAAUGUAAAAUAGCUUCAGCAGCCUCAAAGCCUCCUAGUGCACGGGAAGCUAUCCUUAACAAUGCAUUACAACAGCUACAUAAAGCACAAAAUGGAUUUUUCAAAAUAGAAGCAUACUCACGGAUGAAGGAUGUUGUAUACCUGAAAGCCUUGCUGUAUAAUGAACUAGGUUAUGUGUCUGAAAGAAAAAAGUGUGCUCUCCAGUUCAGACAACUGGAUGAACAGUAUCCAACAAAAGUUGCUACAACAUUGCUAACAAGACUGUAGUUGUUGUUGUAAAAUGUGGAGUGAUAUACAGUGCCUACUUGAGAAAUAUAAUGAAAAAAAGCACACUAGUAGAAUCAGUUGUGGAAAGUGUAACAUAUUUUCUUCCCAUCUUUGCACUACUCAUCUUCCUUUUAUGCAUUAUGUUGUUACAUAGAAAGGUUUUUAACGUAAAUAUGUCUCUUUACAAGUGUGUAAAUGAGACACAUCAUUGAAUGUAUUGUUAUAUUGGUGCCUUAACUUUCCUAAACAAAUAUGAAUGUCAUUAUAUCAAAACUAUGUAAGUAAGUAUUAGAAUUUAUGGUUUGUGGAGUAGAGAUCAUAAUGAUGAAACAGGAAUGGCUUGUAAAAUUUGUUUCUUACAUAAGUUCAUUAAGUUCUGGAAAUCUCUUAAAUUCAUUCAUUCAGUUCUCUCUCUCUCUCUCUCUCUCUCUCUCUCUCUCUCUCUAAGUUGAAGUGCAUAGAGAUCAAUUGUUCAUCAGUAAAACUAUGCAUACUACUGUGUAUCAUUGAUAAUGUACACCUAACACUGAAAGAAAAACAAACCUGGGAUAGAACUGAGCAGUAUAGAAUAAAAUUUUGAGAGCGAAGAGUAAAGUGAGUAUUAAAGUUGUCAACAGCAAGUACCGUGAGUGAGUAGAAUAAGUUUGUUUCCAAACAACACAAAGUGCACAUCAUUGGCAUUUGCACUGUUGCACAGGUAUUUUCAGUGCAGUAUAGAUACAACAAUAUAAAUGAAGGUAAGAAAGCUCACAUAAUGCCAAAGCUCUGUUGUGAGUCACCAGAGACCACAGGCCCCUUGUAGUAAAAUACUCAGAAAAUGCCACUGAACCAACUCCAAAAUGUUGGUAGUGGAGUUUAAAAUGACAGUGUUCGUGUUCACCCUGCAUACAGCCAUUGUGCAUCUGAAGUAAAAACCUAAUUUAUGUGAGAGCGCUUCAGCAGUGUGUGCUUUCACUGUUGGAGAUACAGCACAAUGUGGUUUGUAUAGACUGUUCAGUCUAUCAAGAUGCCUUGCAGAACCAUUUCAAACCUAGCCCAUGCACUCAUUGCCACUUAAUGGCAAAAAAGGCUUGUCAGUAUAGGAAGUUGGUCACUGAAUCUGCAUACUUUACGGCAAUGAAAUUUGAACAUUAAGCCACAAUUGACAGAGACAAAAUACCAAAGAUCUGCUUAGUACUGAUCAACUGCAGACAACAGUAUCAGCUUGAUAAUCACAACCCGUAAACUGUGGCUUGUAAGUACCCCAAGCAGAAUGUAACAUGUUGUGUACUGCUCUUUUCCCAGACAAUUGAGAUGGCUGUUUUGACCCAGACAGUAUGCAACCGAUUCCACACAAUCAAUUUGACCUCCAGCUGUUCAUUAUAAAAAACAGUACAAUCACCCCCCCCCCCUUCCCCCCAAACCUGUGGUGCGUGAAAGAGGAGCACAAGUGAACACUUGUAAGGAUCCAUUUCUACCCAACCAGCAAGUGCAAGAUUGUUGUAGAAGUGUGGCAAUGUAGUGGUGAACUUCUCAAGAAUGUAUUUCCAUGGAUCAGGAGGUCAGUUACUCUUGUUUUGGGCUUGUGAGGAUCCUAUAUCAUCACAUGUCAAGAUAUUUGCUAUUAUCAGUAACAUUUGAGGGUAAAUUUAUCAGUCUGGUUGGUUGCAGUCACUACGAUACAGCUACCUCUCGUUUCACCGAUGUAGAAUUUCAAAGUAAUCACUACCCGCUGAAAAUGUUUUGAAUAAAGUCUGAUUGUUGUGGCUGGGUGUUUGCUCUUAGUGCGGUGGUAGGCAGCUGGCUGUCUGCGGUUGAAUUGUGAAGUUGUAUUGAGCAUCUGAACUGAAUGGUCAGCCUGAGACUAUGCUCAAGUCAGUAUUGAUCUUACUAAUUUAUUUAUAUUAUGAUUAUUUGGUCUGGUUUUGUUCAGGUUUGGGUUUCAGUGUGAAAAGAUCAGUGUUGUAUGGUGACAUACAGAAUGUUUCUAAAUUGUGCAUAUUUCAAAGUGUUUGCUUUGAGGUGUACUUUCAAAAAUAAAUCAUAUUG
This is a messenger RNA of Schistocerca nitens (vagrant locust), 4499 nucleotides long. RefSeq names its product anaphase-promoting complex subunit 5 (gene ida). Gene Ontology annotation, biological process: protein K11-linked ubiquitination; anaphase-promoting complex-dependent catabolic process; positive regulation of mitotic metaphase/anaphase transition. Gene Ontology annotation, cellular component: anaphase-promoting complex. Bases 141 to 2471 code for a protein of 776 amino acids. The transcript has 13 exons. The record is from RefSeq and is a predicted model, not a curated record. NCBI's taxonomy places the organism in Eukaryota, Metazoa, Arthropoda, Insecta, Orthoptera, Acrididae.